Molecule: messenger RNA, 885 nt
Organism: Cotesia congregata
Lineage: Eukaryota; Metazoa; Arthropoda; Insecta; Hymenoptera; Braconidae
Source: the annotation of a GenBank genome assembly
AUGCCGGACGAUUUGAGAUUUGAAGACAUGUCAAUCUUGAAAAAUGACAACGUGAGGAUUCGCGACCUGGAAAGUGUAAUUAAUAAGAUAAAAACAAUUCGCGAUGAUGGUCCAACGAAAUUGCAAAUGGUCACAGAUUUUGAUCGAACAAUCACCAAACAACAUGUCAACGGACAACAUAUUCUUAGCAGUUUCGGUAUCUUCUUUGAAAGCUCUCAAAUUUCCGAGAAGAUGAAAGAAGAAAAGCAGCGAUUAUUUGACAAAUAUCGACCAAUCGAGCUAGAUCAUGACUUGGAGCUUGAAAAAAAAAUCGAGGCAAUGGAAUCAUGGAUGACUGAAUCGGAUGAUCUUUUGAGAGGAGUUAAUUACGAUCCUUGUGAGAUUGAAGAAGUUGUGAAAAUUCAUGGCACUGAUGUUCGUGAUAGAACGAAAGAAUUGAUUGACAGAUUGAACGCUGCUAAGGUACCGGUACUUGUCUUUAGCGCUGGACUUGGUGAUGUCGUUGAGGCCAUUUUGAAGCUCCAUGAUGUCUUUCUGAAUAAUGUUAAAGUGGUGUCCAACUUUCUAAAUUACAAAGACGGAAAGAUUAAUGGAUUCAAAAACGAUCAACUGAUUCAUGUUUUUAAUAAAAAUGAAAAUGUUAUUACUGACAAGGAGUACUACAAUUCUCUUAAAGGGAGAAAAAAUGUUGUGCUCAUGGGAGAUAUGACUGGAGAUGCAACAAUGGCCGAUGGAGCUGAAGGUGUUGAGACUAUUUUAAAAAUUGGUUUUCUUUAUGAACAAGUUGAAAGUUCGCUUCCGUCAUUUUUGGAUACUUUUGACAUUGUUCUUAUUGAUGAUCAAUCAAUGGAUAUUGUGAUUGAUAUACUCAGGCCAAUUAUUUAA